AUGGUCGUCGUUUUUAAACAAGAAUACGAAAAUCAAAGCAUGAGCAAUGAAUAUAGUUACUCUCGUGGAAGACCUCCUGCAGAAUCUAUUUCUCGAAUUGCUGAUUGGGACAUUAACGAUUCGAUUAUUCCAAGGGUGAGUAACUUCAACUUAUGGGAAGAAUGGGCCGAUGGGCAUUGUCGCUUGGUAUACCCACCCAAUUGCGAAGAAGCAAAGCGACACGCUUCUGGAUGGGCAAUGAGAAACACCAACAACCACAAUGUGCACAUAUUAAAGAAAUCGUGCCUGGGUGUUCUACUAUGCUCGAGAAGGUGUGUUCUUCCUUCGGGAGACACUGUUCACCUAAGACCAGCUAUAUGCGACAAGGCUCGAAAAAAGCAACAAGGUAAACCGUGCCCAAAUAGACAGUGCCACGGUCACUUAGAAAUAAUGCCCUGUAGAGGACACUGUGGUUACCCUGUCACACAUUUUUGGAGGCAUACAGAGUAUGCAAUAUUUUUUCAAGCCAAGGGUGUACACGACCACCUGAGACCUGAAGCCAAGUCUACUUCAGAAGCACGAAGAAGCUUUGGCACCAGCCGCAAAAUACGAAACUUCGGCAUGCUCCUAUCGCGUGAUGGUCCUUUCAAUAAUAAAGUAAGAUUGUAUUACAUAUUGCAAUUUAGAAUUAAAAAUAUUUAA
Macrosiphum euphorbiae (potato aphid) is the source of this 681-nucleotide messenger RNA. The record is from the annotation of a GenBank genome assembly. NCBI's taxonomy places the organism in Eukaryota, Metazoa, Arthropoda, Insecta, Hemiptera, Aphididae.